AUCUGUACCAUGGUACGCACCAGCUGUUUUGUCUCUAAUGGUUGUAAUUUAAAAAAAUAUUAAAAAGAAAAAAAUUAAUCUCACAAAAAAAAACAGAUUAAUUUUCUCUCCAAAAUAAACAAGUUUUAUUAUUUUCACAAAUGUACUCAAUUAAAAAAUAUAAUUAUUAUAAACAUAAACAUUUAUGUGAAUUAAAAAAUUUUUGUUGUUGUUGUUGUUAACAUAAAAGCAAAUGUCUAUUGGAAAGUUUUGACAUAACACACAUGUUAGUAUAUUUUUUUAUUCAUUAUUUUUAGAUAAUUAAUUAUAAUAACUAGUAAUAGAAUAAAUUUAUUUAUUCAAUUAAUCUUUGAUGAUAUUUUUUUUUUAAGACAAUAAUAAAUUGUAAUAUUUAAAAACAACAAAACAAAAAAAUAUAUUACAAGUGUAAAAAACAAAUUGCUCAACUGUUUUAUUUAUUAUUUUUCUUUGAAAAGAAAUUAUAAAUAAACAAAUAAGAUGUGUAAUAAUAAUUGAGUAUAUUAUUUUGAUGAAAGAAUGUCAGAAUCGCCUUGUACGUCUAAAAAAUUGGAGCCAUAUUGUAAUGGUGACCAAGAAGCUUUUGAAACAUAUAAAAUAACAAAAAAAUGGGAAAAAUUUCACAACUGGCUUCAUUGUAUUUGCAUUGUGACAUUUGAUCUGGAGCUAGGGCAAGCAAUAGAGGCAAUAUAUCCAAGUCAUGUAAAAUUAUCAUCAACUGAACGUUCAAAUAUUUGUUAUUUGGCAUUUCCUGAUUCAAAUUCUGGCUGCAAAGGUGAUACAAAUUAUCAUGUUAGAAUACGUCAAAGUCCAACGACAGUAUCAACAUCAUAUGAAACAAAUGGCUUAAAAGAAUAUAAUAAAAAAUCUGUAAAUUUUUUACAAUCAGAAAAAUAUUAUUACUGGGGAUAUGUUUAUUUUCGUCAAGUUAAAGAUAAAACACUACCACGUGGAUAUUUUCAAAAAAGUGUUGUAUUAAUAUCAAAAUUACCAUUUGUUAAUUUAUUCAAUGAAAUUGUAUCAUUACUAGCACCAGAAUAUUUUGAUAUUGGUAAAACUGUAAUGGAUGUUGCAAUUGAUGAAAUAAAUAAUUGGCAAAAUCCAAUACCAGGACAAAUUAUUAAUUUACCACUUCUUGGUGUAUUAAUACAAACUUAUAUACCAAAUAAAAAUUACAAAGCAAUUAUUCCAUUAAUUGUAAAUUCUACAAUAAAUGAUAAUAUUGAUACAACAACAUUAACAACAACAACAACAUCAUCAUGUUCAUCUUCAUCAUCAUCAACAUCAUCACCAUUAGCAUUAAAUAAAUCACGUAGACGUGAAUUAACAUCAGCAUAUGAAGGUGAUAUGUUUGCUAGUUUAUCAUCAAUUGUAAGUCAUAUACAUUUAAUUUGGGAAUUGGUAUUACUUUGUGAGCCAAUUGUUAUUAUGACUGGUUCACCAAUAAUAUGCUCAGAAAUGGUACAAGCACUUGUUGCAACAAUAACACCAUUAAAAUACUCGGGUGAUUAUAGACCAUAUUUUACAAUUCAUGAUUCUGAAUUUAAAGAAUAUACAUCUGAUACAACAAUACCACCAGCUGUUAUACUUGGUGUUACAAAUCCAUUUUUUGCUAAAACAUUACAACACUGGCCACAUAUCAUUAGAAUAUGUAAUAAUUUAAUAACAAAUAAAAAUAAUAAUAAUAACAAUAAUAAUAAUAAUUCAUCUGAUUUUAUAAAUAAUCAAAAAUAUCGUAUUAAAAAAUCUGAAAAUUUAAAAAUACUCGAUUCAAAACCUGGUGUAUAUACUGAAUACAAGCCAUUUUUACAAAAAGAUAAAGUUAUAUUAAAAAAGCUACUAAGAGGAAUUCAAACAAAACGACCAACACAAGUUCAAACAGCUUUAUUAAAACGUCAUUUAAUGGAUUUAACUGAAAGUUUUAUGAUUCCAUUGGAACGUUAUAUUGCAACUUUAAUGCCAUUACAAAAAAAUAUAUCACCAUUCAAGGCAACUCCAGCACCACAUAGAUUUAAUCCAGAUGAUUUUUUAUCAACAUUACCAACAGCAGGACCACAAUUGACAAUUGGAAUAAAAGGUGAUUGGGUUGGUCUUUAUAAAAAAUUUUUUCGUACACCAAAUUUUUCAGCAUGGUUUCAUUCACGUCAUACUGAAUUAACACAAAAAUUACAAGCACUACAACUUGAAUCAUUAUCACAAGCUGAUUUAAAUACUUGGGUUAAAGAUAAACAAGAAGUUGAAGUUGUUGAUAUGAUACUCAGAAUACGUCAAAAAUUAAAAUUAAGUUAUGAUGAUGAUGUGCCAAUAACUCAAUUAAUACGUGAUAGUCUUUGUAGUAAAAUUAAUGAAAUGACUCGUACAUUACCAGAUGAUUUAAAAAUAAUACUCUGUCAAGAAUCUUGACAUUUUUAUUUUUAUUAUUUUUACAUUUACAAUGAAAAAUUAAGUAUAAAUCAAUUAUGAUAAACCAAAACAAAAAAAAACGUCAACAUUUGUGUUGUUUUUUUUAUUUUUUUAAAUUUUUAAAAUGUUCAAGUUUUUGUGAAAUGAAAAAAAUAUAUAUUUUUUUUUCAAUCAAGUUUUUUAAUUUAAAUUAGAAUAAUUGAAUGAUUAUUAAUGUAAUUAUAGAUGAAAUUAAAAAAGUAAAAUAUUUACGUAAAAAAAAAAAAAAAUAAACAUGAAAUAUAUUUUUUUGUUUAUUAAAUAAAUUAGAUUUAAUUAGUUUUUAGAUAUUUUUUUUAUACUAUGGGAUGAUAAAUUAAGAAAAUGUAUUAAUUUUAAGAUAUAUGUAUUUUAAAAAUACAAUAAUUUUAUUU
Aphidius gifuensis is the source of this 2834-nucleotide messenger RNA. RefSeq names its product protein DENND6B. Gene Ontology annotation, molecular function: guanyl-nucleotide exchange factor activity. The record is from RefSeq and is a predicted model, not a curated record. Lineage: Eukaryota; Metazoa; Arthropoda; Insecta; Hymenoptera; Braconidae. Bases 538 to 2421 code for a protein of 627 amino acids. Gene Ontology annotation, cellular component: recycling endosome. The transcript is spliced from 3 exons.